This is a messenger RNA of Cooperia oncophora, 1407 nucleotides long. NCBI's taxonomy places the organism in Eukaryota, Metazoa, Nematoda, Chromadorea, Rhabditida, Trichostrongylidae. The record is from the annotation of a GenBank genome assembly.
AUGUUGCGCACCAAAGGAGGCAAAGCCGCUGCUGCAGCUGCGGCUGCUCAGAAAGACCCUAUACAAGCUGGAGAAGAGAGCUAUCGAGUAGACCGGCAAACGCUGACCUAUCCGGACAAACUGCUUACAACUUUGAUCGAACUCUGUGCAGGAAUAGGUCAGUAUCGUCAGCUGUUCAUAUCGGAUCACUUUUUUGCUCCCAGAGAAUACCUGAGUCAGCACAUCGAGCACAAAUUCGUUGACCUUAUACUGGCAAUGGCAUACGAUUCCGGGUCUACCACGCCUCGGAGACCUUCUGAUCUACUGAUGAUCAUCCAUUCUUACAUGACUGUUCUGCAGAAUAUUGAUGCUUGUGAACUUCGAUGCUUGGCCCAGAUUAUAGGCCCUUACGGGGUGAAAUAUCUUGCAGAAAGGCUGACGUGGCAUGUUGCCAGUCAAAUUGGCGAAUUAAACAAGCGACUUUGUUUUGCGGACAACUGCACAUUACAGAUUGUUGUUGCAAAUAAAGAAAUGCUGCACACGGCAAGGACUCAGUUCGAUUGUAACGAGCGAAUGAAAGAAGUUAUUCAAGCGCUGUCUCAUGAACCAAAGGAGAAAAAAGCAGUCGGUACGUCGGCUUCCGAUGCAAUUCUCCAGCGGACCUCUAUAAUUGGUCAGAUAUUUUGCUUCAGGAAUGCCUUGCAUGUCGCUUUGGAGCAGGUUCUGCUGAAUCGGUUGCCUUUUCUGAUGUCUUCGUUUACGAAUUUGUACUGCAGCAUGGAUGACGCUGGCAAAUCGGCAUUGGGCGAGCUAGGUGCCGCUAUGGGUGUACAAGGUCCAGUUGAUGUUGCGUUAUCAAACGCUAUACGAGCUCAAAAUCUACAGAUUAACCCUGACGAGCACUACCAGAUGAGCUGUUUGCUACUGGUAGCAAUAGCGAUCAGCCUUCCAAAAUUAGCAGUUGUCGAAACAGCGACAUAUAAACCUAGUCUACGUGCAAGUAUGAAUAACACCCACUGCAUUCCACUGGCUGUGAACACAAUUGCCGGAGCCUUGUUUCAUCAUCAUGGGCGAGGAGAUACACAUUUGAGAAUGAAGGAGUUCCUUGCGAGCAUAAUGCUGUCAAAACAGCAUAUGUCCGACCACCGGUCCUUACGGUUACUGGCGGUCCGGAAUGGAUUAACAGACGAAACGUUACGCCGCGUGCUGUCAGGACUGUAUCCUUGCACGUUGGGCGAGAUCAAUCAGGUAAAUGGUACACAGUUCCACAUCGUCACAGGAGUGGGAGCAGAGUGUAGUGAUCCUACGCAACCGGAAGAGGAAGACGCUGAGUUUCCAUGUACAAAGGAAAUGUCAGCGAUGAAAAGGAAUACUCAUUUGUUCGGCGGAAAAAAGGAGAAUUCGGAUUUCGAUAGAACUGUCAACUAG